AUGGUGUGUGUUCUUAGGAUGCAUGCACUGCACUAAUUUACAUGGAAAGUCUAAAAUUGGAAAUUGUUCCAAGGCACACGCACACGCACGUCUGCCGAAAAGUGUUGUUUGUGUCAGUCAAUACGUGGGGAGAAAAUAGGCACACACACAUACACAUAAUGUACAAUGCACACGCGCGUCUUUGCUAUAUAAUAAGGAACAAUCAAACGAUGAACAUCAAUUUUAUCCAAUUCAUUCUUCGGGUAUGCUUAUAAACUGGAUACAUUCAAGUUGACUUGUGAUAAAGUCAAGAUGGGCUAGAAAUCCAAAAUGAGCGAAAGAGAAAUUCACGAUUCAUUUAUUGCUUGGUGGCACCUUU
This is a messenger RNA of Meira miltonrushii, 358 nucleotides long. RefSeq lists its product as uncharacterized. The record is from RefSeq and is a predicted model, not a curated record. The transcript has a single exon. Lineage: Eukaryota; Fungi; Basidiomycota; Exobasidiomycetes; Exobasidiales; Brachybasidiaceae. The coding region runs from base 42 to 254 and encodes 70 amino acids.